UUUAAAUUUAUUUUUAACUUAAUAAUAAAAUAACGACAUAUUCUGUCACCACCUCUUUUAUGUAUACAAGUGCCUUCCCUUCCAACGCCACCACAAUACUCUUAACUCUGAAGUAAGUCUGAAGCGCUUUUUUUUAUCACUAUUCACACACACUAGCUACUUGUCAUCAAAAUAAAACAUGUCUUCGAAACGCCAAAGUCAUGCGUCAAAGGGCAAACAAGUGGAUAAUACUGGCAGCAACGAGAGAGGCACCGAGGAAGAAGAUGGAGAGUUGGAGUUGGAGUUGGAGAAGGAGGAUUUGGUGUCUGUGACGAGACACUUGUGCAUAAAACCAGUUCAGAACUCUCAGAAACUGGAUAAAGAAGCGGUUCUGCGGCGAAUCCGUCACCGGAAGCGGAUGAAUAAGCUGCGAUCCACAGUGGAAGCCUUCCUAUUCUCCACCGACACACGCGAUAUCGAUGCAUCUCUUCAGGGAAAGAGGUGGGUCGAUGAUGCAUUUGCUGCCUUGUAAAUUUUAAUCUUAUCCAUUUCCAAUUCCUAUCUCUAAGUACCAACCAAGAUUCUUUAGUUUCAAUAGUCUUAUGUUGUGUCCCGGGGACUCGAGUUCUUGGUUUAUCAUGUAUAUGUAUGUAGUUUACGGGGUAAAUUAUUAUAACCUUAAGCUACUGUCUUAGUUUCUGCUAGUUUUUUCCUUGAUGGGAUCCGGAUUCUCUCGCUUUGAGAUAUAAAAAUUAUGGUAACUUAAUUCAUUUCAACCGUUAGAUUUAUAAAAAUAAAUUAGAUUGUGACACACGUACAUUAUGUACAAAAUAUAUUUUGACUUAAAAAUACACAUAUACAAAAAUAUAUUUUGACUUAAAUGUACACGUGUCACAAUUUGAUCUAUUAUUACAAAUUCAAUAGUUUAAAUGUGUUAUGUUAAGUUAUCCUAACUAGGCGAUCUAUUUCCGUAUUUGAUGUUGUACCACAGAAGAAAGAAAGCUUGUUUGUAAUUGUAUCAAGUUAACUUUCAUUUGAAGUAAAGUUUAGUUGUUCAAUUUU
This is a messenger RNA of Cajanus cajan (pigeon pea), 1041 nucleotides long. Lineage: Eukaryota; Viridiplantae; Streptophyta; Magnoliopsida; Fabales; Fabaceae. The record is from RefSeq and is a predicted model, not a curated record.